This is a messenger RNA of Megalops cyprinoides (Indo-Pacific tarpon), 1686 nucleotides long. Its product is annotated as spermatogenesis-associated protein 16-like. The transcript is spliced from 10 exons. Lineage: Eukaryota; Metazoa; Chordata; Actinopteri; Elopiformes; Megalopidae. Gene Ontology annotation, molecular function: protein binding. Bases 1 to 1686 code for a protein of 561 amino acids. Gene Ontology annotation, biological process: spermatogenesis. Gene Ontology annotation, cellular component: Golgi apparatus. The record is from RefSeq and is a predicted model, not a curated record.
AUGGGCCCCAAAAAGGAAAAGCCAAAAGAUGACUCCCAGUCCCUGCAUGGGGGAGGUGUCAAAACCAAGAGGAAGAGGAGGAACAGUGGCACCAGGCCAAAGUGGAGAAACACUGAGCACACGGGGAUGAAGGAGAGAUCAGUGGAGGAAAAGCAAGUGAACCUGGGGUGGGAAAAGGAGGCGAGCCCUGUGCCCAUGCUUCCUCGCAUCCCUUUAAAAAGUAUCAUGGAGGUGGAGAUGAAGUUAGUGUACAGCGAUGAGCAGGACAUUGCACAGAAGCUCACGGAGUCCCCAGCCUCCUCAGCCUCACAAUUAAUGUGUCAAGCCUCUGAAAUAGUAGGCCCUCCAAGUGGACCUAAUCUCAGCUUUCUGCCUCAAAUUGACAAAUGGCUCGAUGUUGCUUUACAGGAUGCCGACUCAUACUACCGACGGAAGAAAUAUGGGGUAGCAGCUAGUCGUUUCACCACAGCGCUGGAGCUUUGCUCUAAAGGUGCCGUGCUGAGUAAAGCCUUUGAUGCUGAUUAUGAAGACAUUUCAAAGGUUGCCAGCUUCAUUGAAUCGAAGCUUGUUGCCUGUUACCUAAGAAUGAGGAGACCCGACUUAGCACUUAAUCACUCCCACAGGAGUAUCCAUCUGAACCCCAUCCAUUUCCAAAACCAUUUCCGACAAGCAGUGGUGUAUAGACUGCUGGGACACCCCCGUGAGGCAGCAAGGAGUGCCAUGAUUGCUGACUAUGUAUACUGGCUGUCCGGAGGCACAGAGCAGCACAUAAGCAAGCUCAUCAAACUGUAUUGGCAGGCGAUGCUGGAGGAAGCCAUCACAAUGGAGGAUAAUUUUUCUGUCAUGUACACCCCUUGCAACGGGAGUCUCUCCAAGGAUGGAAUUCAAAAGACCAAGGAGAUCUUCCAGAGGCAGCAUCCUGUGUACACACAGUACCUGUUCACAGAUGCCAGUGGUAGCCACUUCCUGCCACAGACGACCAGCUGGACUGGAUCUGCAUCUCAGAGGUACACCCUGACUUUGGGGUUCAGGAGGAGUGAGGAUGGGAACUUCCUAGAUCAACUGCUCACCAGGAAGUGUCCCAUAUUUACAGGAAGUAGAACACCGUUCAACCCCCUGUCUACAGAAGACAUUGAGAGGAUGAGUGACAACUUAGAGAGGAAGAUUCUCCCAGUCUUAGAUUUCCUUAAGUGCACCAAGUUAGCUGUGGGGUUCUCAGCAGGCUCGGGGUUGAUGGAGAGGCUACAGUAUGCCGACUGCCUGGGCCAACUGCGGCGCGCCAAGGAGCAGUCUGUGGCCGUGCAUCAGACUUUGGCUGAACUAGCAGUUGCGCCUUACCUGCAGGACAUCAGUCACUCAGAGACCCAAAUGCUGCAGGCUCUAAUGGCAGACAGCAUGGACACCCUUGAAGGAAGGCGGACUGAUAAAGAACGUGUGUGGAAUGAAAUGCAAAAGAUUGGUUUGCUGGAGGACCUGGUCUAUCAGCUGGAGGAGAAGUAUCUGAAGGACAGAGGACUGAAGGACACCAGGAAGCCAAAAGCCAGGGAGAAGAGGGGCAGGAAAAGGAAGGCCGCACCCAGUCUCGAGGAAAGGUUGGCAGCCACAAACCAAGGGACUGUGGCAGCCAAGACAUUUAUACACUCCAGGCAUGACAAUUGGGACAGCAAAGGCCUGUCUUCAAAUUAA